Messenger RNA from Orycteropus afer afer, 4162 nucleotides. It is a transcript of the gene PSD, whose product is annotated as pleckstrin and Sec7 domain containing. Lineage: Eukaryota; Metazoa; Chordata; Mammalia; Tubulidentata; Orycteropodidae. The record is from RefSeq and is a predicted model, not a curated record. Gene Ontology annotation, molecular function: protein binding; guanyl-nucleotide exchange factor activity; phospholipid binding. Gene Ontology annotation, biological process: regulation of ARF protein signal transduction.
AUGUAACAGGUCAUGUGGCAGCCGCCUAGGGACACGCGUGGGGUCUGGAGCGGGACACGCGUGUGCAGCUGGGCCUUGCGUGUGGCUCGGGGGGCGGGGGGCGAGAGGGAUGUGGACGCGAGUGGGGUGGGGCACGUGAGGGUCCGGGAAACACUUCCGAGGGUUCCAUAUGCCUCCCCCUCGUCAGGGGCGGGUCUCGGGGUUGGCGGGAGAGCACAGCCGGGACCAGGCGACGAGCGGGGGUAGCCCCCAGGGCUCGAGGCCCCGGGGAGGGCGGGGGGUGCGGAUUAGCUUUGCUGGAGCAGCGCGUAGGGGGGAGGGGGAGGGACUGAGAGGCGGGCGGGCCCGGAGCGAGCGGGAGCCGCGCUGCCUUCACCGCUGAGCUGGGCCCAGCCUCUCCCCUGCCUUUCCUCGGCCCCAGCUCCUGGCGAGCAGCGGCCUGUCUGAAGAGCAUGCUGCCCCCUCACUCCCUGCCUGGCCUCGCCAUCCCUGCUCCCCCAGCCUGACCCCCGGCCCCAGCAUGGCCCAGGGUGCCAUGCGCUUCUGCUCAGAAGGCGACUGUGCCAUCUCCCCACCACGAUGCCCACGCCGCUGGCUCCCCGAGGGCCCUGUGCCCCAGAGCCCCCCGGCCAGCAUGUAUGGCAGCACAGGCUCCCUGCUACGGCGGGUGGCAGGUCCAGGUCCCCGGGGCCGGGAACUGGGCCGUGUGACAGCGCCCUGUACGCCCCUGCGUGGUCCCCCUUCACCCCGUGCUGCUCCCUCACCGUGGGCAUCCUCUUCCCCCCCUGGGCAGCCCCCACCUGGGGCCCAGAGCUCUGUGGUCAUCUUCCGCCUUGUGGAGAAGGCCAGUGUGAGGCCACUGAAUGGGUUACCUGCUCCCGGAGGCUUGAGUCGGAGCUGGGACCUGGGUGGGGUCUCUCCUCCCAGACCCACCCCAGCCCUUAGGCCUGGUUCUAACCGGAAGUUGCGGCUGGAGGCGUCCACGUCAGACCCACUUCCAGCCGGAGGAGGCUCUGCCCUGUCUGGCCACCGAGGCCCCUUAAUCGGGCCCCCCGCCCCACCCCAGGUUGGGGCAGAUGGCCUUUACUCCUCUCUCCCCAAUGGGCUGGGGGGUCCCCCUGAGCACCUGGCCACACUAUUCCGAGGACCUACCAACACCGGACUCCUGAACCAGGGGGACACCUGGUCCUCCCCCGGGGAAGUCUCCUCUCAUGCUCAGAGAAUUGCUAGAGCCAAAUGGGAAUUCUUCUAUGGCUCCUUGGACCCCCCCAGCUCAGGUGCUAAGCCCCCAGAGCAGGCCCCCCAAUCUCCACCUGGAGUGGGCCCAAGGCAAGGCUCUGGGGUGGCUGUGGGGAGAGCGGCCAAGUAUUCUGAGACGGACCUGGACACGGUGCCCCUGAGGUGCUACCGCGAGACGGACAUUGACGAGGUGCUGGCUGAGCGGGAGGAAGCUGAUUCGGCCAUUGAGAGUCAGCCCAGCUCGGAAGGCCCACCUGGUACUGCUCACCCACCUGCCCUACGUCCUGGCCUGUGCCCUGGCCUUCAUCCCAGCAGUGGCAGUGAGGAGGAGGAGGAGGAGGCAGGUGGGGAAGAGGAUGUGGAUGAUGAAGUGUUUGAGGCCUCAGAGGGAGCCCGGCCAGGGACUCGAAUGCCCCUCAAGUCGCCAGUGCCCUUCUUGCCUGGGACCAGCCCCUCUGCUGACGGGCCUGACUCUUUCAGUUGUGUGUUUGAAGCCAUCCUGGAGUCACACCGGGCCAAGGGCACCUCCUACACCAGCCUGGCCUCACUGGAAGCCCUGGCCUCACCUGGCCCAACCCAGAGCCCCUUCUUCACCUUUGAGCUGCCCCCACAGCCCCCUGCCCCACGGCCUGACCCACCUGCUCCUGCCCCACUUGCCCUUCUUGAGCCAGAUUCUGGCACCAGCUCCGCUGCUGAUGGGCCUUGGACUCAGAGAGGGGAGGAGGAGGAGGCAGAGGCCAGAGCCAAGCUGGCCCCAGGGAGGGAGUCUUCCAGUCCCUGCCGCUCUGAGGACAGCUUUGGGCUGGGGGCAGCCCCUCUAGGCAGUGAACCACCCUUGACCCAGCUGGUGUCCGACUCAGACUCGGAGCUGGACAGCACGGAGCGGCUGGCACUGGGAAGUACAGACACCUUGUCCAACGGGCAGAAAGCAGACCUGGAGGCUGCACAGCGCUUAGCCAAGAGGCUGUACCGACUUGACGGGUUCAGGAAGGCUGACGUGGCCCGGCACCUGGGCAAGAACAAUGACUUCAGCAAACUGGUAGCUGGCGAGUACCUCAAGUUCUUUGUCUUUACGGGCAUGACUCUGGACCAGGCUCUCAGGGUGUUUCUGAAGGAGCUGGCCUUAAUGGGUGAAACCCAGGAACGGGAGCGCGUGCUGGCCCACUUCUCCCAGCGAUACUUCCAGUGCAAUCCCGGAGCCUUGUCCUCAGAGGAUGGUGCCCACACGCUGACCUGCGCCCUCAUGCUACUUAACACCGAUCUCCAUGGCCACAACAUCGGCAAGCGCAUGACCUGCGGGGACUUCAUUGGGAACCUGGAGGGUCUCAACGAUGGGGGUGACUUCCCCAAGGAGCUGCUCAAGGCCUUGUACAGCUCCAUCAAGAAUGAGAAGCUGCAAUGGGCCAUAGAUGAGGAGGAGCUGAGGCGCUCUCUGUCCGAGUUGGCUGACCCCAACCCCAAGGUCAUCAAGAGGGUCAGCGGGGGCAGUGGCAGCGGCUCCAGCCCUUUCCUGGACCUGACUCCGGAGCCUGGGGCUGCCGUCUACAAGCACGGGGCCCUGGUGCGGAAGGUGCACGCAGACCCUGACUGCAGGAAGACACCUCGGGGCAAGAGGGGUUGGAAGACCUUCCAUGGGAUCCUCAAGGGCAUGAUCCUCUACUUGCAGAAGGAAGAAUACCAGCCUGGGAAGGCCCUGUCAGAGGCGGAACUCAAGAAUGCCAUUAGCAUCCACCACGCACUGGCCACCCGCGCCAGCGACUACAGCAAGAGGCCCCAUGUCUUCUACCUGCGUACAGCUGACUGGCGGGUCUUCCUCUUCCAGGCUCCGAGCCUGGAGCAGAUGCAGUCCUGGAUCACGCGCAUCAAUGUGGUGGCGGCCAUGUUCUCCGCACCCCCCUUCCCAGCUGCUGUCAGCUCCCAGAAGAAGUUCAGCCGCCCUCUGCUGCCCAGCGCUGCCACCCGCCUCUCCCAGGAGGAGCAAGUGCGGACCCACGAGGCCAAGCUGAAGGCCAUGGCAAGCGAGUUGCAGGAGCAUCGGGCUGCCCACCUGGGCAAGAAAGCCCGGGGCAAGGAGGCUGAAGAGCAGCAGCAGAAGGAGGCCUACCUGGAGUUUGAGAAAUCCCGCUACGGCACAUACGCGGCACUGCUUCGGGUCAAGCUGAAGGCAGGCAGCGAGGAGCUAGAUGUCGUAGAGGCAGCACUGGCCCAGGCCGGGGGCUCAGAGGACGGAAUGGCCCCCUCUCACUUCAGCCCCUCCCUGCAGCCCAACACCUCCAGCCAGCCCCGGGCCCAGCGCCACGGCUCAGAGCCUCAGGCAGGGGCAGGCAGUGGGCGUCGGAAGCCCUGAGUUGGGGGUUGGAGCCCGCUGGGCACCUGCAUGACGUGGCCCUGCCUGAGCCCGGGCAGGCCUCGGGCCACCCACGAGGGUCUCCGGCCCAGGGCCCUACCGCGCCGGACGCGGUGUCCGGGGGCAGGGCAGGGCUGGGCGUGGGCCUCAGGAGCCUGGGCAAAGGGCCCCUCGGAGCCCCCCAUUUUUGUGAUAAUGUUUUGCACUUUUUCGUACAGGGUGGGCGGGGGCGGGAGGGGCCAGGGCCCAGGGCCCCUGGACUUUUGAAGCUUUUCUUUUGUGGGGGAGGCCUGACGACUUUUCUGCUUUCUGCCGAGACCACCCCCACCCUGACACCAGCAAUCCCCUCCGUCCUGGGGCCUGGCUCAGACAGAGGCCAGGAGUUGGGGCUGAGCUGGUUUUUCUUCUCUCCUCCCCAAGAGCUCACACUCUCUUCCCAGAGGUGGAGGAAGGGCAUCCCGGCCCAGGUCUCCGGCCUGUGAGGGCCCCGCGGGCCCACGGCCUGGCUCACGCUCCUGCCGUGGGUCCUGCCCUUUGUACAGCCUCCACCCCAUUAAAUCUGCUCUGGACUUGCUG